UGCGCCUGAACGUACGACGGCUGAUCUGAACCGGAAUCGAACGGCCAUAUCUCAAGCGAUUCGAUUCGAGUCGAUACGAUUCAACUCGUGCAACGCAACGCAAGCAACAAACAAACAAACAAACAAAGUGCAACCACCCAAAGCAAGCCAACAAUCUUCGGCGUGUGCCCAAGACAUCUCAUUAUCAUUGCAACUUUUGAACCAUAUAGUAGUUCCGUAGUAGUUGUGCCGCGAUUUUCGAUAGAGAAACACCCAGUUCGAGAUUUUUGGCGCGUUGCGAUCGUGCGUGAGUGAAAACUAUCUAUCAGAUACUCAUUGUUACUCAUAGAUACUCAUGAAUACUUUGAAUUCCGUGCUAGUUUGUGAUAAGAAUUUCAAGAUAAAUUCACAUAAAAAACAAAAAGGCUGAAAAGCAAGUGUUGGAAAAACAGGAAUCAAGAAAAUCAACUGUUCAGAGGAAAAACAGACAGAGCUUCGUUGACAUUGGCAGCUGAUUGAUUAAGAAAACUACAAAAAUUACGGAGUGGCCCAGGAUGCGAGCGGGUCAGUGACACGUGACAUGGCCGAGGGCUGCGAGGACUCUGCCGGUGCCGCUGAAUCCACGACGUCACAGUCACAGUACACAACGCUAGACAAGAUGCUCGGUACGGUGCUGCCAUGUGAGGCGGCCAUUGGUGCGACGCCCGGCGGCAGUAGCAGCAGCAGCAACAGCAGCAGCAACAUCGGCGGCAACACCAGCAGCGGCAACAACAACGGCAGCAAUAUUGUGAAGCGAGAGUUCUGCGAUGGAAGCCUGAUGCCCGGUGCCGGGGCCAGUGUUAAUAAUAAUAAUGCCAACACCACCAACAACAACAAUAACAAUAACAACAGUAGUAGCAACAACAACAACAACAAUACCAAAAUGCAGGCUAUGAUAUGCAACAAGAGCAGCACCAGCAACAUCAACAGCACCAACAACAACAGCAGCAGCUCCUCGUCCUCAUCGUCGUCGUGCUCGUCAUCCUCAUCAUCCUCCAGUUCGGCCACCAGCACCCUGACCAGCUGCACCACCGCCGCCGUGGUGCCCUCCAAUUGCUCCACCAAUGCCAACAAAUCGCCGGUUUCGCCCUAUUCCCAGAGCCUCGGCGGCAUGGCCAUUGGCAUCGGAGCGGGAGCGGGCAGCAGUCCGCUCCGGGAGGCCAGUCCGCUGCCCAGCAGCCGCUCACCGCUAAACGCCAUCGCCACCGCCGCACUUGCCGCCAAGUCACCGUGCAGCGGAGCUGCGCCCGCUUCACCGCCGUCGGCCUCCUCGAACAGCUCGUCUCAUGUCCUGGCGCUCAACAUUAAAACCGAGUCGGACUUUGACAAGGAGAUCAGCUGCCACAAGAUCCAUUCGCCCAGCAGCAGCAGCCACGCCCACUCCCUGCAUCACCACCUCCACCACCACCACCAUCAUCAUAAUCCCCACCACAGUAGUCGCAGCAACAACAACGACGAUGAAAUGGAGAUUACGGACGGCCACCCCCUCCUCUCGCCCCCGCCCCCCUUGCACUCUCACUCGCACUCGCACUCCCCAUUCGACAGUAAGGAUCACGUCAAAGAGCUGGAGUUCUACAAGAAUCUGGCUGCCAAGGCCGCCUCCCUGGCCAACCAGCACUCCUCGCCGCCCCUGCCGCUGCCACUCCCCCUCCCGCUGCCCAUGCAGAUCGACGGCGAGGAGGACGACAACGAGGGGGAGGGCGAGGCGGACGCGGAGGCGGAGGAGCAGGCUGCGGAGGUGCUGCGACUGCGGCGCGAAGAACAGGCCCAAGCCAAGGCCUUUGCCGCCCAUCUGAACGGAACUAUGCAAGACAUGAUAAAUUUGCAAAAAUUACAAAAUUUGGCCACGCUACAACAGCAGCAGCAGCAGCAGCAGCAACAACAGCAGCAACAUCCGCAUCCGCAUCAUGGGCAUCAGCAUCAUCAUCACCAUCCCGCCACGGCCGCUGCACUGGCAAGUCUUCAAGGAUUAGCCGCCUCCGUGUUCAAUUCGCCGUUGAAUCUGAGCGUGGGCGGUGAGCCCGCAGGAACCACGGCAUCAGGAGCGGCGGCUUCGACGGCGGCGGCCGCCUCCCCCACCACCCACAAUGGCGGCAAGAGCAAGACCGCCAAGGGCGGCAGUUCCGGCAACAAUAACAACAGCCACUCCGGUGGAUCGUCCUCGAAUCCGGGGGCCAGCUCCGCCCAACAGCAGCAACAGCAACAGCAGCAGCCGGAUAAUCCCAGCAGCAGCAGCUCGCCGCACCACCCCCUCAGCGCCUCCUCGCUGGCGAAUGUCCUUGCGGCGGCCACCGCCUCGCCGCCGCCCACUUUGGCGGCGCCCCCGGCCAGCGCCCAGAUGCCCCAGCUGAUUCUCGCCUCCGGGCAGCUGGUGCAGGGCGUCCAGGGUGCCCAGCUACUCAUACCCACGGCCCAAGGCAUUGCUGUUCAGACCAUUCUUACCAUUCCGGUGAGUCCGCAGAUUCCCACCACGGAGCAGUUUCUGCCCAACGCAUUCGGGGCCUUUGCCAGCUACCAGCAGCAACAGCAGCAACAACAGCAGCAGCAGCAACAUCGCGAGCAGCAGCGUGACUUGUUGCCACCUUCAUUGGCCGCCCUGCAACAUGCCACCGCGUUGCCACAAUUGGCCCAGACACCCACGAAUUUACUGAAGCCCAAUCUCUUUUCGACGGGCGUGCAGCAGCUGCUGACGGCUCUGCACCCAGAGCUCUUUGCUGCGGCAGCUGCAACACAUCAGCAGCAGCAGCAGCAGCAACAACAGCAGCAGCAACAGCAGCAGGUGCAGCAACAUCAGCGUGAAAGGGAGAGGGAAAGGGAGAGAGAACGAGAACGAGAAAGGGAGCAGCACUUGGGCAUUGGUCACCUGCCGCACUCCCACUUGGCCGCCGAUCUGCGUCGCUCCGCGGAGCGAUCUCCGACGGCGGGCUCGCCCACGGGCGGUAGUCCCGGCCUGCCCGGCAAGGGACCGCCCCCGCCGCCUCCCGCAGCCGCCUUCCUGCUGCAGCAGCAGUUGCACAUCAAGCCCGAGACGCAGACCCAUCUGCACCACCACCUGCAGCAGUCGCAGUCGGGGUCGGCGAUCUCCUCCUCGCUGCCGCAGAUCAGUCUGCGGCAUCCGGACGAGCUGACCAAUCCGCAAAUGGAGCUCAAGCCGCUGGAGUUGAGUGCCGGCGGCAAUUCGCCGCCGGCGCCGCCACCGCGUCACCAUUUCGGGCACAGUUUGCGUGGAGCCUCGACGGUGUCGCCGAAGCACAGUCCGCAGGGCAGGAUGGGCGGCAAUGGCGGCCCGUCUGCCACCGGCAUGAAUCUCAGCCAGCAUCACGAGCGGCACGAACGGCACGAGCGGCUGGAGCGACUGGAGCGACAAGAACGGCUCGAAAGGCGGUCGCACACGCCCACGGCGACGGCCACCAGGGCCAGCGUAUCGUCCAGCUCGGGAGGAGUAGGAGGAGGAGGAGGAGGGGGCCACCUACCCUCCGGACGGCUAUCGCCGCCCAGCUCCGCCCCCCUCAGCUCGUCGGCGGUCAACAGCAUCAGCGACAGAGGCUACACUUCCCCGCUGUUCCGCACGCACUCGCCCCAGGGCCACGCCCUCUCGCUGGGCGGCUCGCCCCGUCUGGAGCGGGACUACCUGGGCAACGGGCCCAGCUCCGGAGCGGCCACCUCGACCAGCGGCGGCUGUGGAGCGCCCACGGUGGCGGGCUCGAGUGCAACGGCCAACGUACUUAGCAGCAUCAACAGAUUGAAUGCCGCGAACGGUGAGCUGACCAUCACGAAAUCCCUGGGGGCACCUACGGCCACCGCCACGAGGGCUUCGUCCGCCUCGCCACGCGAUGAUUCGCCGGGUCCGGGUCCCUCCACGUCGAGUGUCUCUCACAUGCAGCCGCUCAAGCUGAGCCCCUCGUCACGCAGCGAACCGCCGCACCUGUCGCCAAAUGGAAACGACAAUGACAACGACCUGCUCAUGGAUUCACCGAAUGAACCCACCAUCAACCAGGCCACCACCAAUGUGGUGGACGGCAUCGACCUGGACGAGAUCAAGGAGUUCGCCAAGGCCUUCAAGCUGAGGCGCCUGUCGCUGGGCCUCACCCAAACCCAGGUGGGCCAGGCCCUGUCGGUGACCGAGGGACCCGCCUACAGCCAGAGUGCCAUCUGCAGUGCACUCGCUGCUCAGAUGUACGCCGCUCAACUAUCGACGCAGCAGCAGAACAUGUUCGAGAAGCUGGACAUCACACCAAAGAGCGCACAGAAGAUCAAACCUGUGCUGGAGCGCUGGAUGAAGGAGGCCGAAGAGAGCCACUGGAACCGCUACAAAUCGGGCCAGAAUCAUCUCACCGACUACAUUGGCGUGGAACCAUCGAAGAAAAGGAAACGGCGUACAUCCUUCACGCCGCAGGCUCUUGAGCUGCUGAAUGCGCACUUCGAGCGGAAUACGCAUCCUUCGGGCACCGAAAUCACCGGACUGGCCCAUCAACUCGGCUACGAACGCGAAGUGAUCCGGAUCUGGUUCUGCAACAAGCGGCAGGCGCUCAAGAACACAGUGCGCAUGAUGUCCAAGGGCAUGGUAUAGGGCCAGGGGCCCUUGUAAAUAGCUGGCCCGUGUAUAUAGCUAGGUGUCUAAGUGAGAGUGUGUUGAUAUCCGUGUGCGUGUGCGUGUGCGUGUGAGUGAGAGUGUGUAUUACAGUGUGAUAGUUGUACAACACCCUAGAGUUUAGCAGUUAGGCCAUGUAAAGUAAUACUGUGUGUCAUAGCAUUUACAAAUGACAUCGGAUUACGCAAGCGAACCACAACAACCCGAAACCCAAGAACCCAAUCCAAUUGAAUAUCUAGCCAUCUAAGUAAAACUACUUAACACUUAUCAUAUCCCAAAUAGCCUAAAAGUAGUCUAAAGUCCCCAAGGCAGACUUGUGCAGUUUUAGGCCAAAUUUUAUCACAUUGAUGUGCCAUUCCAAAAUAAAAAGAAGAAAACCACGUAACAAAUUACAUACUAAAUGUUUAAAACCAUUUAAACCAAAACUGCAUAAAAUCUAUGUACGACCCACACAGUCUAAGGAAUUCUGUAGAGCUCGUAAGCGAUGAGUAAAAAUAUUUGCAUUUAAUGCGUUGGCUAAAAUUGUAUACCGAAAUGAAUCUGAUUUCAAAAAUUUAUAAAACAAAUUAUAACCCUAGCAGUUAGCCAGUUCAGACUCGAAAACUAAGAAAAUUCUAUAUGGUAGCACUCAAAACGAACAAAAGCAAGCUAUAAAGACAGCAAGUGUUUAGAAUAAGCAACAUUAUGUAGCAAUUUAACAAAUUAUGAUUGAAAAGAAACGAAAAAAUAUUUCAACUACGAAAUUUAAAUGGUACAUAGCAAGAAAACAGCUGCAACUGAACAAAUAUUUAAAU
Drosophila elegans is the source of this 5403-nucleotide messenger RNA. It is a transcript of the gene pdm3, whose product is annotated as histone-lysine N-methyltransferase 2D. The record is from RefSeq and is a predicted model, not a curated record. Gene Ontology annotation, biological process: regulation of transcription by RNA polymerase II. Lineage: Eukaryota; Metazoa; Arthropoda; Insecta; Diptera; Drosophilidae. Gene Ontology annotation, molecular function: RNA polymerase II cis-regulatory region sequence-specific DNA binding; DNA-binding transcription factor activity, RNA polymerase II-specific.